Messenger RNA from Ustilago hordei, 540 nucleotides. RefSeq lists its product as uncharacterized. The record is from RefSeq and is a predicted model, not a curated record. Gene Ontology annotation, biological process: vacuolar protein processing. Gene Ontology annotation, cellular component: intracellular membrane-bounded organelle. The transcript is spliced from 4 exons. Bases 1 to 540 code for a protein of 179 amino acids. NCBI's taxonomy places the organism in Eukaryota, Fungi, Basidiomycota, Ustilaginomycetes, Ustilaginales, Ustilaginaceae.
AUGGCUCGUGGAAGCGCAAAGAAGACGGCCUCGGGCAACACAUUCCUCCUGACUUUGCUUCGUAAUGGCUUCCUCGCAACCAAUGCCAUCUACCUCCUGCUUCGAUUCUGGCUGCUGCGUUCGAGUGUGAGCAAGCCAGCUAUGUUUGGCUAUGUGGCAUCCGAAGCUAUUGCUCUUGGUCUCUGGUUGACUUUGAAGAGCAUGGCUGCCCAAGGAAACGAUCUCCAGCAGAGCGGUCUCACCCAAUACAUGUUCGACAUUAUCUACGUAACAUGGUUCGUCCAACUUGCUUCCUUGGUUUCGGGCAAGUUUUGGUACCUUUACUUGAGCAUCCCCGGAUACGCAGCCUACGUGAUCUACCAAAAGAUCCUCCUUCCUUACCUCUUCCGUGGUCGAAGCCCCUUGGCUUCGCUUCAAGGGAUGCUCAAAGGCAAUCGAGACGCACAACAGCCAGCUGGCGAGAAUGUCUCCAAGCGACAGCAAAAGCUACAUGCUCGUGCAGCCAAGGGCGACGCUCGUGUUCAGAUGCGAAAGCGCUGA